GCUUCUAAGUGCGGGAGAUUUGGGAUUAUCAAAUGUCCAGCAAAGUCGUUAAUCCGAAAACAAAAAGAAGUAGAUAUCCUCGAACAGUUGUCCAGAAGUUGAAGUCUGUCGGGCAAGCUAUUGAACCUAAUUUACCAGUAAAUGGUGUCUCGGGUGCUGAUAAACCAUCUUCAAACAAUGCAUACUGUCCUCAUUGGUCUCACGAUGACCUAAUUUCGGGUGUCAGAAAUGGAACACUUCUAUCAGGUAACCUUCGUAUCAAUCCGAAAAACUUCGAAGAUGGAUACGUAAAGCACCCGGCUGGUGAUGCUGAUGUAUAUAUCUCAACUUUAGCAUCCAGAAACCGAGCACUACCAAAUGAUAUCGUUGCUGUCAUGCUGGAACCAAAGCGCAACUGGAGGGUAUUUGAUUCUUUUAUCGAUGAAGCCACCAUGCGAGAAAUCGGGGAUUCAAAUCAGAAGAAGAAACUUAGAUAUGUUACUUUGGAGCAGUUUCUUAAGAUUCAACCCAUGGGGUUAGAGCAACUCAUAGGAAGUUGUCUUGCAGAAGAGAUAGCACAGGAUCUAGAUUCACCUUCAGAUCCUAUUGAUUCCUCCUCAAGUGAGCAAGAUGUGCAAAGUCACAAAGCUUGGUGGGCGAUUAUACAGAGGACUGGCCAUGUUGUUGGAAUCCUUCAAUCGCUACAUUCCCGUGCUUUCAUAGGAAAUCUUCAAAUUCCUAGUAAUUUCCAAACUCCAAAAAAAGUAUCUCCGAAGGGUGAUCAGAAUAACAACCAAUCAGAGGCUAUACGUACAGGUCCAGUUCUUUCUAAUUGGAAGAAUGCUGUGCUCAUACCUACGGAUACACGCCUACCACGAGUCUUCAUACCUCGUGAAGCUUGUCCGGAAGGAUUCCUGAAAAAUCCCGAAACCUACAAAAACGUUCGUUUCAUUGGUCGUAUCACUGAAUGGUUUGAUUCGAAUAUGUUCCCGAAAGGGGAGUUGUUACGAGAAUUGUCUUGUGACUCUUCCACUCUGAUUCAGGAUGAAACGGAUAGGAUUUUAGUUGGCGCAGGAUUUAUUUGGGGUGUGGAAGCAGCUUUCCAGUUUCCUGAUAUUGUCACUGAAUCAGUUCGUAAGUCUGUUGAUGACGUGAAUGCUAUUCGUGAGAAGGAUUUUAUUUUCCGUAAAGAUUUUCGAAAAUAUUGUGUUUUUACGAUUGAUCCCAGUACCGCUAGAGAUCUUGAUGACGCUUUGCAUAUUAGACAGUUGGAACCGAGUGAAAUAGAAAAAUUAGAAUGCAGCGGUUAUCGAAACGCAUUUUACGAGGUUGGCGUACAUAUAGCUGAUGUUUCAUAUUUUGUGAAACCAGACAGUCCAGUUGAUAAGGAAGCGGCGUCCAGAGCAACUUCUAUAUAUCUAGUGCAACUGUGCGUGCCUAUGCUUCCACGUCUACUUUGUGAAGAACAAUGCAGUCUUAAUCCAGGAGAAGAUAAGUUAGCGUUUUCUGUGGUAUUCACUGUAACUGAGGAUGCCAAGAUUUUAACAACAUGGUUUGGUCGUACAUUUAUUCGUUCCUGUUGUAAACUCAGUUAUGAAGAUGCUCAGGAAUUUAUUGAUCACCCUGAUAGGGACUGGUCGUCCAAUGAAUUUGUCAAGGUAGAUCAACCAUAUACCGUAAUGGAUAUUUGUAAAAAUGUCUUGAAGUUAAACGAUCUGGCUACUAAAAUGCGUAAAAGUCGUUUUCACUCUGGAGCGCUUCGCUUAGAUCAAGUAAAGUCUACCUUUUCUCUUAAUAACGAAAAUGGACUACCAUUGGGUAUAGCCCCUUACAUUUCGAAGCAGAGUAAUUGGCUUAUUGAAGAAUGGAUGUUAGCAGCAAACAAAUCAAUUGCUGAACGCUUAGCUAAAUACUUACCCGACUCAGCUUUUUUGAGACGACAUCCACCACCGUCUGUAAAACAGCUGACCGAAGUUUCGUCUAGUCUAAAUGUUGCUGGGAUAAAUAUUAAUAUUGAUUCUGCCGGUUCAAUACAGGAUUCAAUUUGCCGUGAAGCAGGUUGUAAUGUCGAAGUUGGAUAUCACUACUCAGAUGCCCUUGUCAAAUUGUGUGAUGAUUUUAUGUCCAAUGUUUUGAUUCAUGAUGGCGAUUUAAUAGAAGAAAUGCAAAGAGUGGACCUCAACUCAGUUGUUCAAAAGGAGAAGUUACUACUCAAAACUCUUGAACAUGAAGCACGACUUCUUGUUACAGUUGCUUUAUUGACUAAAACAAUGAAUUUGGCUGUCUACUUCUGUUUAGGUCUACUACCAUCCGAGUUAUCGCCCUCACACUAUGCUUUAAAUAUGCAAUUGUACACACAUUUCACUUCUCCUAUUCGUCGUUACGCAGAUGUUAUUGUUCACCGGCAAUUGUCAGCUACUUUGGCGAAAGAAGAAAGUGAUCCUGAAAAAGCAGAUUGGUAUUUAAGUACAGCCUUUCCAAAAGAAAUGACGCCAGUCGAAUUGCAACAACAAGCUGAGGUUUGCAAUUCUAAAAAAUUGUCUGCUCGACUUGCUGGGGAAGAAAGUGCUGAAUUAUUCUUUGUUCUAUUUGUCAAGGAAACAGGUCCAUUUAACGAAGUAUGCGCUGUAACAUCUGUGCUCGAUCGUUCAUUUGACGUUCUUAUCCUUUCUUGUGGUCUCACUAAAAGAGUUUAUUUACAGAAUCUAAAUUUGAAAAGUUAUGAAUUUGUUCCUCCCAAAACCGGUAUGGGAAAAGUCGUGGAGAGUGGAAAACUCUGUCUUCUGUGGAAUAGUGAUUUAUUAGAAAAUUUCAAUAUAAAGGGUUCGGAUUCUGCAGAUUGUAUUCAAAAUAUUACUGUUGGUUCGAAAACUACAUUAUCAAGUUGUGGUUGCUUUUAUAUGGAAAUUAAAGUUUUUGAUGUUGUCCGGUGUCGCGUUUCAGUUGAUUCUUGCAGUUCAAUAGACGAUGCCAGUCAGUGUGGUCGUCAAAAUACCUUAUUGCCAAAAUUACUUGUAUGUCCAAUUAUUGUUUAAUAAUUUGUAUUUAAAUGCACAUAAAAAUGCCUUGUGGACGGAUAUUCAUCUGUUCUUAAAAUAUAAAAUAAGUGUGAUUUAGUAAGGGAAGGAUGCUGUUGUUAAUGGUGUAGUAUAGUGUUACUCUUUUGUAACUCAUACCCUUUCUUUGUCUUCAUUUGUAUCUCUUAUAAGAAAUUAGUAAACACCAGUAAAAUAACACGGCAUGUGAGUUUUCUGUAUUUUACAACAUCCGAUCAAUGCUACGUUUCACGCGGCCUGUAUUUUUGUAAUGUUCCAUUAAUUUGAAAAUGUGAUUCACUUAUGACAUUUUAACCUAUAUGAAAUCCUUUGUAUGUAACUUAGUUGAUUCAAUGUAGCUCAGUUACUAUGAUGCGUUUACUCAGUGGUUGAAUCGUUCGACUUUCAGCCACUAAGUCAUAGGUUCGAAUCCCUGUUCAUCUACUUCGGUCCGAAAGCUUUAUUGUAUCAUUGACCGUUUGUUUGUAUAGCAAGUUCUAUUUUUGAUAUCCACUUGUACCAGAUUUUAUGUAUAGUUAACAAUAUAAUUAAAAUACCUCAGUAACCAUUCACAAAUUUACAUACUAUAUGUUAUGGCUUGUAAUACUGCACGGAUUCAAAAAGCUCGUUUGGCUUUCGCCAACUUACGUCACCUAUGGCAAAAGCGAGAUAUUCGUCUAUCGUUUAAGGGACGAGUAUACUUUGCAGCCGUUCGUUCUGUUUUAAUUCAUAACUGAGAAAAAUUAAUAGUAGAGGAUACUCGUAAGGUACUAGUAUUCGAUCACGGAUGUCUUAGAAAUAUUGCUCAUAUUUACUGGGAUCACUGGGUAAAUAAUAGUAAGGUUAGACACACGGUAUUGUGGUAAAUCAGUCGAUGAGGUUGUGAAUCUUUAUGGACUGAGAUGGUUGGGUCACAUAUUACGUAUACCCAGCUCCCGACUACCACGUCGCGCAGUGCUGACUUGUGUUGUAGACGGCUGGAAGAAAUUUAGGGACGACCAAGCUAAAACGUGAUAUCAGUCCAUAAAGUCACCAACUUCUGGUCUGAUUCAUGUUGGUAGAUGUAGACUACUUGGUUGGGGUCCACAUGACUAUCGUAACCAAUAGUUGAAGACUUGGUUACAUGGCUCAGAAUUGAUCACAAAGCAUAGGUGAAUACCCUCUGUGUCUUCCCUUAAACCGUGAGAUUAAGACUACUUUCUACAAACCAAUUCAUCUCCCUUCUAUCAUAUUUACUUACGUACGCCUGUUACCCCUCGUGGAGGACCAUAGGCUGCCUAGGAGUACGCUCCACCCAGCCAUUUCCUGGGCAAUCCUUUCCAGUUGUUUCCAUUUACUAUUCAUCCUUUUUAUGUCUGCUUCCAUUUCCCGACGUAAUAUGUUCUUCGAUCUUCUUUUCUGUUUUCCUUCAGGAUUCCGAGUUAGGGCUUGUCUCAUAGUGCAGUUUGAUAAUUUCCAUAAUAUAUGUCCUAUACACUUUCAACGUCUUAGUUUCCUCUUCAACUGGAAGAUGGUUUGUUCUCUCCCAUAGUAGGCUGUUGCUGACAGCAUCCUGCCAACGGACAUUGAUUAUUUUACGCAGACAACUGUUUCUAAAUACUUGUACCCUCGAAGUUCCAAUUCCAUAUAGUAGAACUGUCUUGAUGUUCGUAUUGGAGAUUCUGACUUUGAUGUUGAAUGACAGUUGAUUUGAGUUCCAUAUUUUUUUCAACUGUAGAAAUGCGGCCCUUUCCCAAUCCUCGCCUUUACGUCUGCAUCAGAUCCCCUUUGUUCAUCGAUGAUGCUUCCCAAAUAAGUGAAACUUUCCACCUCUUCCAGAGUUUUUCUGUGAAGUGUGAUCGGGCUGGUAUUCUCCGUAUUGUGUUUGAGGAUGUUGCUUUUUCUCUUGUGUAUGUUGGGGGAUACUGAUGCAGAAACUGCUACUACACUGUUUGUCGUAACCUGCAUUUAUUGGUGUGUAUGGGAUAGAAGAACUAUGUCAUCUGUGCAGUCUAGUUGCAUGCAACAUGUCCAUUGUAUUCCGUGCUUCCCCUUAGAUGUGGAGGUCUUCAUAAUUCAGUCAACCACCAGAAGAAAGAGAAAGGUGGAGAUUAAGCAGCCUUGUCUGAUUGCAGUCCUUACUUGGAAUGUGGCUGUCAGCUCUCCUCCAUACACGACUAUGCACUGUAGUCUGUCGUAUGAGUUCUGGAUAAUAUUGACAAUCUUCUCAGGUACACCAUAGUGUCGAAGAAGUUCCCAUAAGGUCGUCCUAUACACACUGAAACGCCUUCUCAUAGUCAAUGAAGUUGAUGUAUUGUGACGAGUUCCACUCAACUAAUUGUUCAGCGAUGGUGCGUAGUGUGGCGAUUUGGUCUGUGUAUGACCGAUCCUUACGGAAUCCAGCUUGUUGAUCCCGAAGUUGGACGUCUACUGAGUCUUUCAUCCGGUUCGGCAACACUUUUGAAAACGUUUCUUUGUAUCGACAGUAGUGUGAUUUCUCUAUAGUUUCACAUAAUCAGAGAAUGCGUGUGAAUCUCAGCUUUAUUUCAUGACAAACAGAGACAAGGAUAACGUUUUCAGGACGUUUACAAUGAAUCUUUGUGAACGAUAAAAAUAUCUUCCUAUUUCCAUC
Molecule: messenger RNA, 5625 nt
Organism: Schistosoma curassoni
Lineage: Eukaryota; Metazoa; Platyhelminthes; Trematoda; Strigeidida; Schistosomatidae
Source: the annotation of a GenBank genome assembly